Molecule: messenger RNA, 3358 nt
Organism: Nelumbo nucifera (sacred lotus)
Lineage: Eukaryota; Viridiplantae; Streptophyta; Magnoliopsida; Proteales; Nelumbonaceae
Molecular function (GO): protein binding
Source: RefSeq, a predicted model, not a curated record
CUGUUUUACCAAGACCUCUCAUUAUUAUAAAUCAGAGUGCUAGAAUAGAAUGAUCAGGUAGCUCAAAGUCUUUGUAUGGAAAACAUGGAGUCUCCUUGGAUGACAUGGUCUUGGAUUUCACUGCUCUUGCUUGUUCAGCUUCGUGGGUAUUGGGGAUGCAUGGAGGAGGAGAGGAUGGCUCUUUUAGAAUUCAAGUCUUCUUUCAAUGCAACUGAUUAUAUUGGUGGUGCUUUUCUUCCAUCUUGGGUUGAUGAUAAAGGAAGUGAUUGUUGUACUUGGGAGAGAGUCAUAUGUAGCCCUACUACUGGACGAAUCACUCAGCUCUCCCUCAACGAUGUGAGGGAUAACAAUCUUGGUCCAGCUGCUUGGUAUCUGAAUACCACCCUGUUUCUUCCUUUUGAAGAGCUCCUAUAUCUGGAUUUAUCUGGCAUAUUUAAUGGUUGCUUCAGGAAUGAAGGUGGUAGAGGAAGAGUGCCUCCUGGACUAAAGAAGUUGCAGGUGUUAAACCUGAGUGAUAAUCAAUUGAACAGCAGCAUCCUGCCAUUUUUGGGUGCUCUAACAUCCUUAGAGACUCUCUCUCUUCGCUCUAAUGAGUUGGAAGGUUCCUUACCUCUCCGAGAGUUUAGCCAGUUGAGGAACUUGAAAAUUUUGGAUUUAAGUCAAAAUCGACUCGGUAGUGGCUCUCUAACCAUUCAAGGUAACUUUACUAAAAGGACAGUCCAGUACACAAGGCUCCCGCCAAUUCAAGGUGUCAAGAGAUUGAGCAAGCUAGAGCGUUUGGAUUUAAGUGAAAAUCAUUUCGACAAAAGCAUCCUCAAGUUUGUAGGUGCAUUUCCAUCCCUCAAUACCUUAUCUCUGGGAAGCAAUGGUAUGGAAGGAUCACUAUCUGCUCACGCUUUGGAAGCACUUAGCAAGUUGGAGAUUCUUGAUCUGAGUUAUAACUCAUUCACCUGGAGUAUCCCACCAUCAAUAGGGAAUCUUUCCAGUCUUAAGCACUUAUCUCUUGCAUACAAUAGAUUUAACGGCUCCCUCCCCAUCCAAGGUCUGUGUAAACUGAAGAGCCUCCAAGACUUGGUUCUUGGUGGAAAUAGCUUCGAAGGAGUCAUUCCUUCAUGUCUAAGCAAUUUGACAUCUCUUAGAAUGUUAGAUCUUUCUGAGAAUCAAUUAAGAGGGAGCAUUCCUUCCUCUCUAAUAACUAGCCUUACAUCCCUCGAGUAUAUAUCUCUAGAAAAUAAUAAUUUCGAAGGUGCAUUUUGGUUUGGCUCAUUUGCUAAUAGCUCCAGACUUGAAGUGGUUAAACUAUCGAGUGGUGGCAACAAAUUGGAGGUGCAAACUGAAUAUCCAUCUUGGGUUCCAUCUUUUCAGUUGAAGGUUCUUGUUUUGACAAACUGCAACCUAAAUAAGCCCGCAGGAAUUAUUCCGAAAUUUCUCUCUCUACAGUAUGACUUGAGAGAAAUUGAUCUCUCGCACAACAGUCUAAGGGGAAAUCUUCCUUCUUGGUUGCUUCAUAACAAGACAAAGUUAGAACUUCUAAAUGUGCAAAACAAUUCAUUAACAGGCCACCUCAAUCUAACUUCAAGACUUUCUCUGAAUAUUUCAUGGUUAUUUAUCUCUGAAAAUCAUUUUCAUGGUCAACUUCCAGCUAAUAUUGGUGAGGUUCUUCCGAACUUGGAAGUUCUACAUGCCUCACAAAAUAAUUUUGAAGGAAGUAUUCCAUCAUCAAUUGGAGAGAUGAGAAAUUUAUUCACCUUGGAUUUGUCCAACAAUAAUUUUUCAGGGGAAAUACCAGAGCAGUUGGCCAUAGGCUGUCAGUCAUUGGUUUCUUUGAAGCUAUCAAACAACAAAUUACAGGGCCAAAUAUUCCCUAAACUCUCUAAUCUAACUAGAUUGAUAGAGUUGUAUUUGGAUGGCAAUCACUUCUCUGGAAAUGCCUUAAAUGGAGCAUACGAGGGCUUUCUACUAGUUAGACUUGAUAUUGGCAACAACUACAUAUCAGGUAAGAUUCCAAGUUGGAUUGGCAACUUUACAGGUUUGGUUACACUUGACAUGAGAGAUAAUCUUUUCGAAGGCCACAUCCCAACAGAAAUUGGUAAUCUAAAGGAACUUUACCUCUUGGACCUUUCUGGGAACUUUCUUUCUGGCCCCAUUCCUUUAUCCUCGGAUUCACCAUCUUUAAGAUUUAUCCAUUUGGGAAGAAAUGGAUUUAGAGGAUCACUACCAAUUAGUCUACUCAACAGCUCCUCAUCUCUGGUUACAUUGGACAUCGGGGGUAAUAACUUCUCUGGACAUAUUCCAUAUUGGAUUGGUGAGUUUUCUGAGUUAAGAAUUCUUUUAUUUGAAGGAAAUAAUUUGCAGGGCCCAAUUCCUCCACAACUAUGUCAAUUGAAAAAGAUUAGGAUAAUGGAUCUUUCCAAUAACACCAUUUCUGGGUCGAUACCUAAAUGUUUCAGUGACAUCCCAUUCGGGAGGUCAGAAUUUAGGGAAUAUAUGUUUAUGGAAACUGGUGCUGGGACUCGAUAUUCCUUGCAAUCGUAUAAAUACCAAAGUGUUGUAGAAGGAAACAAUGAUUACGAUGCUGAUGAGGUCUUUGAGAAUAAACCAGAAAAAGUGAAGUUCACGACAAAGCGCAGGUCUAACUCUUAUGAGGGUAGCAUUCUUGAUUUUAUGUCUGGAUUGGAUCUGUCAAGCAAUCUCUUAACGGGUGAAAUUCCACCAGAGAUGGGAAACUUAAAUGAAAUUCUUGCUUUAAAUUUAUCACACAAUCAAUUUUCUGGGUCAAUCUCAAAAUCCUUCUCCAAUCUGACGCAAAUAGAGAGCUUGGACCUUUCCCACAACAACUUGAGUGGUCAGAUUCCUUUAGAGCUGACAGAGCUGCCAUUUUUGGCGAUCUUCUCCGUGGCUUACAACAAUUUAUCGGGUAAGACCCCAGACAUGAAGGCACAGUUUGCAACAUUCGACAUCGACAGUUAUGAGGGAAACCCGUUUCUCUGUGGACCUCCAUUACUAAGGAACUGCACCACCGGCGUAGAAUCAAAGGUUGCUCCAGCAACAUAUUUGGAUGAUGGCAUGGACUUGGUCUCUUUCUAUGCAAGCUUUGCAGUUUCGUACGUCAUGUGCCUUUUGGCUCUCGCAUUUAUUCUCUACAUCAAUUCUUACUGGCGCAGAAUCUGGUUUGGACUCAUUGAAGCAGGUAUUUAUUCAUGUUAUGAUUUUGUAUUUACCACUGUUCACAAGUUCUCUUCUCAUCGAAGAACAUAACUAGCUAGAUUGUCCAAGUAAAACAACAAUGGAAUCGUUUGGAAAAGCUCGUUAAGGCAACUUUUUUAAUUAUAAUUUCUUAUGCUCAGUUUUGUGUUAA